CUAGGUCGUCCAGGUCGUCGAGUGUACUUCCCCGUUCCUAGAAAAAACAAAGUACAUAUCCAAAGAGAGCACCCUCCUCCUCCUCCUCCUCCUCCUCCUCUCACGUAACUCCAUUAAAUUCCAAAACCAAGAAGAAGAAGAAGAAGAAAAAGGAGGAGGAGGAGGGAUUGUUGAUUACCUUUUCCUGCAGGCAUGGGAGACAUGGGAGACAUGGGGGACAUGGACAUGGGCAACCACACGCACGGCAGCGGUGCGCCGCCAUCGCCGAUGUCGAUGGGCGGCAUGAAGAUGAGCUACGUCCACAUGACCUUCUUCUGGGGCAAGAACUCCGAGAUCCUCUUCUCCGGCUGGCCGGGCGCCCGCAGCGGCAUGUACGCCCUCGCCCUCAUCGUCGUCUUCCUCCUCGCCGUCCUCGUCGAGUGGACCGCCCGCUACGACGUCGGCACCGCGGCGAGGCUGGUCAGGACCGCCGUGCACGCGCUGCGCGUCGGCCUCGCCUACCUGAUGAUGCUCGCCAUCAUGUCCUUCAACGGCGGCGUCUUCAUCGUCGCCGUCGCCGGCCACACCGUCGGCUUCCUGCUCUUCAGGAGCCGCCCGGCCUCACCCGCCGGCGAUCGCGGAGAGAAGGCAGCGGAUCUCUCUCCCAUGGCAUGCUAGCUGGCUUGAUGAUGAGUAUACGCUUCUUGAUUCUUGAAAGUGUGGUGUGUGUGUGUGUGUUUUUUUCUCUUUUUUUUUUGGGUUUCUUUUGGUGUGCAUGCAAUAAAUAUUUGAUGUAUGUCUAAUGCUUUGUUUCAUGCAUAGGUAAAUUGCACCACUAGUCCUCAGAACUUUUAAGCGCUUUUUGUUACUUAUAUUUACUAUUAGAGGAAAAAUUAUUAUCUCGAAAUGCAUCACGCAUCUAACCAGCCCUGAUUCCAUCUUA
Messenger RNA from Ananas comosus (pineapple), 922 nucleotides. RefSeq names its product copper transporter 6-like. The record is from RefSeq and is a predicted model, not a curated record. The transcript has a single exon. Gene Ontology annotation, biological process: intracellular copper ion homeostasis; copper ion transmembrane transport. Bases 193 to 657 code for a protein of 154 amino acids. Gene Ontology annotation, cellular component: plasma membrane. Gene Ontology annotation, molecular function: copper ion transmembrane transporter activity. NCBI's taxonomy places the organism in Eukaryota, Viridiplantae, Streptophyta, Magnoliopsida, Poales, Bromeliaceae.